Saccostrea echinata is the source of this 7171-nucleotide messenger RNA. RefSeq names its product sterile alpha motif domain-containing protein 9-like. Gene Ontology annotation, cellular component: cytoplasm. Bases 107 to 6913 code for a protein of 2268 amino acids. The record is from RefSeq and is a predicted model, not a curated record. Gene Ontology annotation, molecular function: protein binding. Lineage: Eukaryota; Metazoa; Mollusca; Bivalvia; Ostreida; Ostreidae. The transcript is spliced from 10 exons.
GCAUCGAUAACAUAAUGUCUUUAAAUGCCAAAAAUCUUGCAAGACUUGGAAAAUUUCCACAUGAGAGACUGAAAUACAAAGGACAAAGUUUCUGAUAAGUGACAAAAUGACUCUUUAUGUGAGUGGAAUUCCAAAGAUGACAUGCAAGUCAUCUGAUGUGGAGAAACUUUUCAGCUCAGUUGCUCAGUUAAAAAGAGUUGAAUUUAAUACGGAAAAGGGUUGUGCUAAAUUGUCAUUAUUUGAUAAGAACACAACACAGUUUGUCAUUGAAAAGACAUGGAAAAUAAAUGGAGCAGAGUUAUUUAUAAAAGAGCUACCAGGAUUCAACAAAAAAUAUUUUGACUGGAAAUCGGAAAUGUCACAUGCUAAAACAAAAAGGAGUGAAAAUACUGAGCAUACCAAACCAGGGACUGAUAUGCCUUACCAGGCAUAUAAGAGGAAAGCAAGUUCAUUCUGGAAGGACAUUCCUCAUCAAGAAGCUAAAAUACGGAAAAAAAUACCUAGAGGCAAAUUUCAUUUGUCAAAACUUAAAAUCAAAUGUCUAAAAAAUAACUCUGUGCUAAGCAUAAAAGGAAGCAACAAACACCCAAAGAAAAAACAGAGGAAAUUAUCAAAAGAUGUUUCUGAGAAAAACCUUGAUAAAUAUAGUUCAAUUACAUUGGAAAAGUUCAUUGGAUAUCUGGACAAAGUGAAGAGAGAAGUGUUUUCAACAGGACCAGAAAUACACACUCGUGUUCAGGACAUGGAACAUUCAGGUGAAAAUGAGUGUCAUAUAAGGAGCGUAGGAAGUAGAGAAGAAUCCAAGAGGACCUCCUCACAUUUAACUGAAGAAAAAUGUAAUGAUAUUGCCCAUUCUCAAAGAAUCCCAGUCUGUCUUCUCUAUAGAGAAAAAAAUACUGUUGUUAAGUUCGAUUCACAUUCAAACUCUUUGUUUGAAUUGAAAGAAAAGAUAAGAUCAGAGUUUGGAAUUCCAAGCAAGUUACAGUUAAUGCUUUACAAAGGAAAAAUUGUGAACCAACUCAGUUCCAUCCAUUUUGAGCCAUUUGACAACAUUUAUGUUUUGGUAAAGGGUAAAGGUGGAAUGCAAGAAUCCUCAACUGAUAUAGCUACAGAUAGUUCAGAGACAGAUGUUGAGCAGUGGUUAAAGGAUGAAGUAGGAUUAAAUGAUGGUCUUUUGAAUGAGUUUAGCAUUCUUUCUGUUUUGGAUGGGCAAACAUUAUUUUCUUAUGACAUUAGCUGCAUAGACUCCUUCCUAACAGAUACAGAAUUACCAGUUGGACUGGCAAGGAAAAUCUUAGGUUUUAGGGACAAAAUAUAUGAAGGAAUAUCAAAUCCUUUGCUAAAUUACUCAUCAUUGCAAAUAUCGGAAUUUAUAAAAGGAAUUUUUCCUUUAAACGAGAGUAUUGAUCAACUUUGUCAGUGUGCAGUUGAUAGACAUGUCGAUGGAUAUGUUUUUUACAGUUACAAAGAUGAGAAACAAAUACAACAUGACUUCCAAGAUUUGAAUUUAAAAGGAUUGUAUUUCAAAAAAAUAUUUUUAAAGCGCAAUGAAAAAUUUAAAAUUGGACAGGAUCCAAUAAAAACACCUGAGUUCACAACUUUUUUAUCUGAAAAUGUGGCAACAGGAAGUUCAUUUCCAUUUAAACCAAUUCAGGAAGAACAUGGUGGUGAGGUUGUUGAUUACCCAGUUCAAGAGGCAUUUUCUGAAAAUUCUUUUGAUAAUGAUUAUGAAUAUGCCUUAUGCAGAUUGCUUCAGUUAAAUAAAUUACAGAGAGAUGAUUGUGAACCAUGCCAACUGAGUAUUCUCCAUGGAGGGUGGACAAACAUGAAUGAGUUAGAGAAAAAUUUUGUCUUCUUUAUCAUAAGCUGUGAAGAUGAGUGCAGAGAAAAACAGCAGCAAUAUGGGCUUUGGAAGCAAAUAGGCAAGCAUAUGGGCCUAUGGCUUGAUCAUCUUCCACCCAGGACAAGAGAUAUGUUUACAGAGAGUAGGCAGUCAGGUGUUUAUUUGUAUAACAGGAAAAAAAGCGUACAACUUUCAAACCAGUGUAAACUUGCAUUUGUUAUGGAUAAGGAUCUUGCUACAGUUCUCAAAUUUGAAGUUGCAAUACUUCUGAUAAGCAAAACACUUUUGCAAAUACCUUGUGUUGGAGGAUAUGUGACAAGUUUGUCGAGAAACCCUAAAAAACCAGAGCAUUUUAAGUUUUCUUUUAAUUCUUUAAAGGAAUACUACAUUUUUAAUCCAGAAGACUAUUCAGAAGGAUUUUGUAAGGAAGUAAUACCAGCAACAUAUUAUAUGACAGUACAUGAGAGGAAUAUAAAGGGGAAAGAGAAGCAAAUUGAGACUCAGAUUCCAAGAGAUUUUAAAAAAAGUUCCGACUAUGUAGUAUACUCUGCAGGAAAAAUAUUCUCCCAACCAGAAAAUGACGGAACAUUAUCAACAAGGUGUUUAGAAUUCAAAUCAUUUUUCAAUUGUGUAAAUAAGGCAAAAGAAAAUAGACUGAUCAAAUUCCAGUUGGAGGUAUUAAGAUUUGCCUGUGGUUGUCUCAAUGCACGAAAAAAUGGAACCAUUUAUUUUGGGGUGGCAGAUUCUGUGGCUAGCACUGACAAUGAAACACAUAAACACGGUGAAAUUGUUGGUUUUGAAAUAAGUGAAAUAGAUUUAGAUAGCAGAACAAAAUAUACAGAUGCGUUGCGUGAUGGCAUAUCAAGAUGUUUUUUCAGUGAAAUGGUGACCAUUGUUCAGAAAUGUAUAUCCAAUCCAAUAUUUGUGAAAGUCGUUAUUCCAGGUGAAAACAUUUGCCGCUAUGUAAUGGAGGUAGAUGUAGAACCUUCAUAUGGUAGAUGCAAAGAACACCAUUUUAAAGUAAAUUUGAAAAACAUAAAAAAUUUGUCAAAUAAAUCGGUGGAAAAUAAACCCUUGCUUUAUGUGCGGAAAGGUUCCUCAACGACACACCUUACAAAUGAACGAGAAGAACUUUUUAUCAAAGCAGAGUUGUUGGAAAAUGUGAAGGAAAGACAACUGUGUGAUAAUGAAAGAAAAACUGAACUUUCACCGAAAAGGGAAGAAUUAGCUACAAAAUUAGAGCGUCUUCUGACAAGAGGUACAUUUAGAUUCGAUAAACGACUCUGGCCAGUUCUUGUGCUUAGUAAACCUACGGAUCAGCAGAAGUUGAAUGAAAAAUGGACAGAAAGCAUGUCUUUUAUAAAACGAAUGCAGUUCACUGCUGUAUUUGAUUUUGACGAUUUUUCCAAUAAAAAUGGUUUGUGUCACUUGUAUAGAAACACAGAGAGGUCUUAUUUACAAACAGAACGUUUGUUCCACGAUAACGCUGGGAACUUUCAAGAACUGGCAAACAAACUAGGUCUGCCUUAUGAUGUGAAAACUGUGUGGAUAUUUGCUAAUGGACGAAAUGAUUAUUUUGAAGAUAAACCUCAUCUGAACAGGUCUGGAUGGCACGUAUCAUACUCAGCUGGUGUUUGUGAUGCUGUCUCAUUUUUUAACCAAAAUUUCGUGAUUCCUAAAGGAAGAGCAGUAAUAUUAAUCCUUCUUUUUUCAAGUGACUAUUUUGGAUUAAUAGAUACAUUUAACGAAAUAACAAGAAACUUUGGUUGGGAACCAGUUGUAAUCAUUGCAGAACACCAAAGAGUAUUUGACGAUUUUGCUGAAACUAUACAACAAGAAUGUAAAGGGGAUAGGGAACAGUUAGAGAAUGUUUCAGUAGUAGGGAUGCCAUGGGAACAUGUGAAAAGUACUAUCACUUCAUUAACGGGAUAUGAUGAAAAAAUGAAUUGUUUUUUGCCAUCUUCAUCUGGUGCUCUUGUUCAUGUUGAUGAGAGAUUUAUAGAUGCUUUAGAUGACUUAAGUAUAUUGAGCGCAAAUCAAUGUGAAAGCAAAGAAUUCAAGAACAGUAAAGUUCGAAAACAGUUUGCUGGAGAACAAGAAUUACAGUUUUACAAAGGCAAGCAUGUAACAUGGUGGAAUUUCUUUUUCGAAAACCAUGUUUGUGAAAGAUAUAAAUUCUUGACUUUACAAGAGAGAGCUCAGUCUCUGCUCCUUUUUGCCAAAGAAGAAACACGGAAAAUAGUAACACUUACUAUUGCACAUGAACCGGGAGCUGGAGCUACAACCCUUGGACACCAACUUUUAUGGAAUUUCAGACGAAAGUAUAGAUGUUGUGUAAUUCAGAAAAUAUCAGAAAUGACCACCUCUCAUAUUCUUUCACUUUGGCAAUACAAGGAAUGCGACGAAAAUGAAUCGCAACCGGGACCAGUUAUUCUAUUGUUGGAUGACAUUGUUCAAACAGAACUUUCUAUAACUGAAUUUACAAGGCAAUUGAAUAUUGAAUUCAGGAAAAAAACUUUGAGUGAAGGGAUGGAUUGUCUUUUAAUAAUGUGUCAAAGGGAGGAAAAAAUAAGUUACGGUGAAUAUCAAAGUCAGAAUAUAUUCUAUCUAAAACAGGAACUUAGCAAAAGCGAGAAGACAUGGUUCACAGACAAAUUUGAUGAGUUAGAGCGAACUGGAAAGGAAUUAGAAUUAGAAGAAUAUAAACCUCAACAUUUAAUAUCAUUCAUGAUCAUGCGCUCAGAAUUCAAUCCAGAAUAUAUCAAAACAACCAUCCAGCAUUUAAUCUGUGACAUUGACCCUACGUCAAAUGAAUACAAAUUAAUGAAAUACGUGUCUUUUCUUGCAUCAUACUCGUCAUUUACAAGACGUGGGGUAAAGGUUUUUAUUCCACUCGAAUGUUGUGAUGAGCUAAUGGGAAGCAAGCAUGGAUUCUGGGAAGAUCGUUUAUCAAGUCCUCUACGUGUUUUACUUAUAAUCGAGGAAAAGGAAAAUGCAAGUGGACGACAAGUUCGAAUAGCACACCCUAGCCUUGGAAAAGUACUCCUAAAGGAAAUAAUGAAACGUGAAGAAACGCAGCUGACUGACAUUGCAGAAGAAUAUCUCAACUGCUCACUUUUACAAAGUAAUUCGUAUGGGAAAAAGCUCCUCGUCGAUUUCACUUUAGAUAUGCUUAAGCGUCGGAAAAAAGAAGAAUAUGACGACGAGAAGACGACACAAUUUAGUCCUUUGAUUGAAGAUAUAAUUAGUGGAUCGGUAGAUAACUAUGGUAAAGCUGCAGAAAUAUUACAGCUGGGAUUUUACAAAUUCAAGGAUUAUAUGUUACCACAGGCUUUAGCUCGACUUUAUUUGAAAUGGCAGAAAUAUGAUGAGGCCAUAAAAUGGGCUAAAGAAGCUGUUGACUUAUCAUCGAAACAAUCACUAUCAUAUAUUCUUCACACAUACGGCCUUGCAUUGCGAGAAAAAUUUAAACAUCUCACAAAGCAGAAAUUUUUUCAACCGAAAGAUGCAUGUGAACACUUAGACCUGAUUUUAAAUUCCUUGGAGGUGUUUCUUCGUGCUCAGAGGGAACGGGACGAUGAAACAGACACACAGAAAUUGCUUAAUCCCUUUCAUGAUGCCAUUCACACCAUUAAUGAAAUAACAAAAUUUUUAACGAUGAACAUCAACUGCACUAUGGAUAGAAAAGAUAUGGUACACUAUCUCAAAAAUACGGAAUUUAUUCCCGAUGAAAUAUCUAUCGUUUGGCAAAGUUUUCAUCAGCGUCUGAAACAAAUGAGGGAGCAGGGUCAUAAUGCUUUUAAGGUUUUGGAGGACAAUGUUUGUUUCAAUACCACUUUUUAUGCACCUGAAGAAGCUUUUAGAAACACAACUAAAUUGAAGGAGCACAGAUUUUAUCGAAGUUUUCACUAUGGACAUGAAAGAAUGUUGGAAAGAUUUUCUCAAAUUUAUGGUGAAUCUGAUCCUCAUAAUCAGGUUGAAGGUGUGAAUCAAGCAAGCAGGGAUGCAUAUCACAGAGGAAGAUUAUGGACUCUCAAAGGAAACUCGUAUAUGAAUAUUUUCAGUCAUAUGAAAAAUAGUGGAAACAAGCUAGGACCUAAACAAAUACAGGAGAAUUUAAACAAAAUUAAAGAACAUGUCAUGGCAAUUGAAUCGAAGGAUUCAAACGAUCUUGCUAACCAAGUUUGUGUAAAUGUUGCUCUUGGGAUUAUGGGGAGUCCAAAUCGUGAUUCUGAAAAGGAUAUUCUUAAAACUUGUCAAAAAAUCAUUUCUGCAGGCUCAGAAAGGGUGGAUUUAGCAUAUUUAUUCAUCAGUAUGCUUCUGUGGCCCUGUGAUAAUCCAAAGAGUUUUUACGACGAUUCUCUAUUGCAGAAAUCACUUUCCUAUUUAAAAAGGAAUUAUAAACAAGAAAAAUACAAACCAAAUGUACAAAAAUUUUCUCAUUUCAUUAAAGAAGAACGGAAUAUCUCGCAACCAACACCGCAAUUUUUCCUUGCAAAAGGAAAAGGAUUGAGGUCUCUAUGUCAUCGAUGGGAAAUGCCCGUGUUUGUUAGAGAGAAUCCCGACUCCCAGUUUGAUAACUCUUUAUGGGACCACUAUAAAACUAAAGAAAAGCUCCGGCGUUUACAUGGGACAACCACAUUUAGUAGUGAUGGCUCAAGUCCGUACAUUGUUUUCGAAAAUAAACACGGAGAACCAAUAAGAAUAAGUAAAAUCAGAGGUACAAACAAAGGAUUUGUGUCCGAGGAGAAAGUUUUGUUUUAUUUAGGAUUUAGUAUUGCUGGACCAAUCGCAUAUAAUGUCAAGCCAGCACGAUAUGAAAAGCAAUUGCCUGAAACAUUUAGUCGAAUAGAAUUAUUUUCAUCAUCAAAAAUAGAAGAUUACAUGAAGAAAACUACAGACGAGCUUCGGAAAAUACUUUUAAAAAUCAAAGGAUUAGAAGAGAAAAGACCAGAAUACUUAAAAGAACGAGAGAAGCAGUUAAUGAAGGAUAAAGACGAUGUCAAAGAAGCGUUAGAUCGACUUGAAAUAAAUAAUGGAGAAACAGAUCUUUCAUUGUUAGCGGAGUAAGACUGUACUCCGAUUAGAACAGUGUUAUUACACGUAUAGGAGAGAGAAGAGAGAGAAAGAAAGAGAGACUGUGUUUGUGUGUGAGUGAGUCAAACAAUUGAAAAUAUCACAUUUAUGUAAAAUUGUCAUGCUUUUCAAAUUCUUAUUUUUCGAGCACUGCUUGUACAUGUAUAGAUAUAUGUAACUGAAUCAAGUUUCUUCUGUACUUUAUCAUGCCAUAGCAGAAACUAGUCAUUAAAAAUUAACGUGGCAACUUUA